AUGGCGACUCCCAAUCCCCUCGGAAACUCCCAGCCCAGUUCGGGACCGGCCGUUUCGGUAAAGACCCUCCAUAUCGCGGGGAUUCUCACGGAUGUAUAUGGACUAGACGAGUUAUCUCCAGCUUGCAAAUCAGUAUCAUGUCUCUGGCUCUUGCACCCCCGUCUCCAGACCAAGCAACUCAUGGCGGGGGUCGCAACUACAUGUAUCACGGAUUGGAAUCGACGGGUCUCAGGUUCAGGUGAUGGAGGUGGCAAGGUGGGGCUCAUCGCUGUAGCUUUCGAUCAGCGAAAUCACGGGUCCAGAGAGGUUGAUGCACUCGCAAAUCAGGCAUGGAGAGAAAGUAAUGAGAAUCAUGCCCAGGAUAUGUUCAGUAUAUUUCACGGAACGGCCGUUGAUACGAGUCUCUUGAUCGAUCAUUUGGAUUCGUACAUCCUGAAAGGACCAGACAGCCCAUCGAUCGACCAGCAUCUGGUCAUGGGCAUCUCUCUCGGUGGCCAUUCUGCGUGGCAGGUGCUCUUCAACGAUCCAAGAGUUACUGCAGGUGUGGUCAUCAUUGGCUGCCCAGACUAUAUAAGACUAAUAUCCGACCGCGCCCGCCUCUCCAAACGCACCAGCUACACCACCUCAAGCGGCGCCACCUUCCUCGGCAGCGUCGACUUCCCAACAUCACUCAUUUCCAGCAUCCAAAGCCAGGACCCAAAAGGCAUCCUCUUCAAUACCUCCGCCAUCCCCACCAACCCCCUCACCCAAUCAGAUCAAGCCCGUCUACGACCCAUCCUAACCUCCAAACUCGGCGGCAAAAAGGUCUUAGUAUGCUCCGGCGGCGACGACAAACUCGUCCCGUACCAUUGUUCCGAACCAUUCCUACAAUUCCUGAAGAGCGCCGCCGACGGAUGGUGGGCAGAUGGCGGAUUAGUCGUGGAAGAUAUCGUAUACCCGGGGGUUGGCCAUGCGUAUAGCGAGGGGAUGGUGCGGGAUACCACGAGGUUUGUGAGUGAGAUCCUAGCGGGCAAGUCGACAAGCCCCGAAUCGAAGAUGUAA
Molecule: messenger RNA, 1041 nt
Organism: Venustampulla echinocandica
Lineage: Eukaryota; Fungi; Ascomycota; Leotiomycetes; Helotiales; Pleuroascaceae
Exons: 3
Coding region: 1-1041 (346 amino acids)
Source: RefSeq, a predicted model, not a curated record